Drosophila eugracilis is the source of this 1563-nucleotide messenger RNA. Its product is annotated as bestrophin-4-like. Gene Ontology annotation, molecular function: chloride channel activity. NCBI's taxonomy places the organism in Eukaryota, Metazoa, Arthropoda, Insecta, Diptera, Drosophilidae. The transcript has 6 exons. Bases 1 to 1560 code for a protein of 519 amino acids. The record is from RefSeq and is a predicted model, not a curated record.
AUGACUGUGACCUAUACCUCUCGUGUGAACACAUCGAGUGUGGUUAGUAACUUUUUGGGUCUGCUGGUCAGAUGGCGCGGCAGUGUUUACAAAUUACUAUGGUUAGACCUUAUUGCGUUCUUUGGAUUGUACGUCUUACUGGCUAUUAUAUAUCGCUUGUUGAUCAACGAAGAGGGGAAAAGAUUUUUUGAGGCCAUCAUGCAGUAUUGUGAGGUGAAUGGUUCCCUCAUUCCAUUAUCCUUUGUCCUGGGCUUCUUUGUGAGAAUCGUGAUGAAGCGAUGGUGGGAGCAAUACACCACCAUUCCCUGGCCAGAUGCGAUUGCCAUUUUAAUCAGUGCCAGUAUCCACGGCAGCGAUGACAGAGCCAGGGUCAUGAGGCGCACUAUCCUGCGAUAUGUCUGCCUGUGUCAGGUUAUAGUUUUCACCAUGAUUUCGCCUCGCGUUAAGCGUCGUUUUCCUACGUAUAAUCAAUUAAUUGAAGCUGGUUUUUUGCUGGAAAAUGAAAAGAAGAUCAUUGAGGCCUUGGAUCAAGCCUUUCCGAGUUAUCCAAAGCACUGGAUGCCCAUCGUUUGGGCAGCCAGCAUUGUGAUGAGAGCUCGGAGGGAGAAUAAAAUCCGAGAUGAUUAUGCCGUAAAGACGAUCAUUGAUGAGUUGAACGAUUUUCGCGGUAACUGUCAAGUUUUGCUCUACUACGAUUGGGUUUCUGUUCCAUUGGUCUACACCCAAGUGGUCACUGUGGCCACCUAUACCUUCUUUUUGUUCAGCAUGCUUGGACAACAGUGGAAGGAAACACAAAUUGAUCCGGAUGGAUACAGUAUAAAGAGAUGGUUCCCCAUUCUGACCUUACUUCAGUUUUUCUUUUACAUGGGUUGGCUAAAAGUAGCCGAGACCUUGAUCAAUCCUUUCGGAGAGGAUGAUGACGACUUUGAGCUUAACUGGAUUAUCGAUCGCAACAUCACUGUGGCCUAUUGCAUUGUAGACGAAAUGCAUCAGGAGCACCCGGAACUUGUUAGGGAUCAGUACUGGGAUGAGGUCUUCCCGAGUGAAAUUCAUUACACUGUCUCAAAAAUGCGACAAAAUCCACCGGCAGCUUCUACUGCCUAUAUGGAAACGCAGUCUUUAAUUCAGAAACGUUUGGAUUCGGAAAUGUCGAUUAGCAGCUUCCGCACGGGACCGAACUUUUUGGGAAGACCAUCUGCCACUGGCAGCUACUCAGACUCUUUCGUUGUGGAAGAUGGACCUUCCCGACGGACUUUCAGUGAAAAUAAGUUAGUUUUGGGACAGGAUAACCCGCAAGGCUCUAAUAAGUCGUCGCUGUUGACAAUUAAUUUCGAUGAGUUAAUCGAGCAGCGUCGUCGUGAACGCAGGGAACGCUUGCGCCAUCGCAUCUUGGACAUGACCCAGAUCCGCCACGAUACCUCCGGUGCCCCCUACAGUGUCACUGUUCUGCGUCCACCGUCCGAUGAAACUAUAUCUGAAGGCCAAGAAACAGUGGAAGAAAAGCAGCAGGAACCUUCGGGCAAUGGAAAUCCAUCAAAUAAAUCAGAAAAGGAGGAUUAGAGU